UCUGCCGCCAUCUUCUUGCCGAUUGAAUUGUUUUCGUUUGGUUUCCUAUGCAUUAAAACUUAACAUUUAUAUCUCAUUUCUUCACACGUUUUACUGUAAUGAGUAGAUAACAAAUCGAACAAUUGAAAUACGUUUUAAACUUAAAAAGUUUUUGAAAAAUCCGUUUAAUAUAUAUAUUUUUAUUUUAUAGAUGUUCUAACACCUAUUCUUAUUUACCUUGAUUUGUCUUCUAUAACAAUGUCUAACAUUUCGUAUGAUCUCGACACCUCCGGUGGUCUUAUGCCUUUUAUAAGGGCGAUAAUAAAGCCACCCGAUGAAGAUUUGGUCCCGCCAAAACCUAAAAAGCCUCAACAUCCAUAUUAUAAAAGACCUGGUAAGGGUCACAAUCAUGACUCCUGCGACGCAUGCGGUGAAGGAGGUGAUUUGAUUUGUUGCGAUCGCUGUCCGGCCAGCUUUCAUCUUGGAUGCUAUGAUCCACCUUUAGAGGUGAGUGAUAUCCCGACCGGUUUGUGGCUGUGUCGGGAAUGCUGUGCCUCUGAUGAGAAGCAGUCAUCAUCACGCAGCUCCAGAGCUCAAUCUCCUGCUGACAAAUCCGAUAAUGAGAAGAGAACAAGGGCUAGCACAUCAGCUAAGAAGAGGAAAGAAGAUGACAAGGAUUCAGAAGAAGAUAAAGAACCUGAAGAAGUCAGCAAGGAGCCAGAAGAAGAAAAGAAAGAACUCACACCAAUGGAAGUUCUUGUCAAUGCAGCUAAGAUUAUGAACCCUAAGCAGUUUGAGCUGCCGAGAGAAAUGAGGAUCCCAUUAAUAUUUCCGGGAACUGAAAAAGAGGGCAGUAAGAACGGCAACGCGACGGUCAUUAGCGUGGACGCGUGGGGCUGCGUGCCGCUGCCGGCCAAGGCGUGCUACGUGUGCCGCGGCACCUGCAAGUCCGCGCCGCUGCUGCAGUGCGACUACUGCCCACUGCUCUUCCACCAGGACUGUCUGGAUCCGCCGCUCACCGCGUUGCCCACAGGCCGUUGGAUGUGUCCUAAUCAUGUGGAGAAAUAUAUUGACUGGAAGUUAGUGAACUCUAUAUCUGCGACGGAGCGUGUCGCGCUGUGGGACAAGUUCUCAGCGCCGGUGGACCAGCACGCUAUCAAGAUAGACUUUAUACGCCGAGCGAGACGUGCGCGGCCUGCACUUAGGCUGAAGGCGUGGGGGUACCGCGGGCGCGUGGUGGUGCCGCAGAUGGUGCGGCUGCACUACCGCCGCCCGCCGCCGCUGCUGCCCAGCCGCCGGGAACACGUGCGGUGCCACAAUGUGUUAAAGAAGCUGCAGUCGAGCGGGUACUCGGAGGCGGAGGCGGAGGCGGAGGGGGAGGCGGCGGGACAGGCGGGCGCGAAGUACCGCAUCUGCAUGAACACGGAGUGCGCGCAGUACGCGGGCGGCGAGUGCGCGCUGCGCCCCGCCAGCGACCGCGACGCUGAUGAUGACCUGGAGGCUAUACAGCAUAAGGAAGAAAAAGCGGAUUCGUCAAGCGACUUAUCAGACUCUGAUUUCGAGUAUUUAACAAGCAAAGUGAAGCGGCGGCGCGUCUCCGCGCGCUGGGGCUGGUCCGGGCGCGCAGCUGCGGAGCGCCUGCAGCUGCGCGACGCCGGCGUGGAGCAGCUGCUGGCGGCCGUCGACAGGCACCUGCACCUGCUGGACGACCGCCUCGUCAAACUGCUCGCCUGGCAGCAGCUGCAGCAGAUAGCGUGCGGCGAAGCAGUAUGGGGGCGGUGGCGAGGGUGCGCUGGGGCGGGGCCGGGGGCGGGGGCGUGCGCGCGGCUGCUGGGCGGGGCGGAGCGCGCACGACUAGCGCGGCUGGGGGUGCGUCGUGCCGCACUACCCUCGGAGUUACUGGCGCGUGCGGACCGCGAGCGCAUCGCACGGCUGGUGUGGGGCGCUCCGCCCCCCGCCCCCGACACGCCCCCACCGCCGCCCUCGCCCGCAGCGCUGCAGCCCCGCCUGCCCGUGCGCGCGGUACUCACACCAGUACAAGUAGAAAGUGAGGAUGGGUCAGCGCGGUUCGGCGGCGGCGUGUGCAUGCGGCUGAGCAGCGUGUCUGUGGGCACGCAUGGCGACGUGCCGCUCGCACCCGCCUGCCGCCACGCCUCGCCGCACCACGCCGUCAUAUUCUGCGAUGAGGUGACGGGUCACUUCGAGUUGAUCAACUACUCAGAGUUCGGCAGCCGCGUGAACGGCGUGCUGUACACGUGCGACUGGUCGCGCGAGGCGGGGGCGGAGCGCCCGGCGGAGGGCGAGGGCGCAGCGCCCAGCCCCGCGCAGGAGGCGGAGGCCCGCGCCGCAGCGCUCAGGGACCUCGUGCGAAGUAGGCAGCCGCCACCGCGCAGGCCCAACGGAGCCCUAACUGUGCGUCCCUCUUGGGAGGAGGGCGAGGGCGAGGAGUGCCGGUGCGGGGUCUCCGCGGCGGGGGCGGGCGGCGCGUGGGAGGGCUCCGCGCUGCUGCCGCACGGCGCGCUGCUGCAGUUCGGCUGCUGCCGGUACGUGUUCAGCAUCGCCAGUGAUGAACAAUGACAAGGCACUCAAAUCACUGAACAUACGGCAUGUUCAGUCUUGUCAAUAAUGAGCAUAUAAGUGUUCAGUCUCGUCAACAAUGAGCAAAUAAGAGUUUAAUCUUGUUAAUGAACAACACUGAACAUGUAAUGUGCUCGGUCUCAAUAAUGAGC
This is a messenger RNA of Papilio polytes (common Mormon), 2708 nucleotides long. Its product is annotated as PHD finger protein 12. Gene Ontology annotation, cellular component: nucleus; Sin3-type complex. Gene Ontology annotation, biological process: negative regulation of transcription by RNA polymerase II. The coding region runs from base 238 to 2556 and encodes 772 amino acids. Gene Ontology annotation, molecular function: transcription corepressor activity; protein binding. The transcript has 14 exons. NCBI's taxonomy places the organism in Eukaryota, Metazoa, Arthropoda, Insecta, Lepidoptera, Papilionidae. The record is from RefSeq and is a predicted model, not a curated record.